Adineta ricciae is the source of this 975-nucleotide messenger RNA. The record is from the annotation of a GenBank genome assembly. Lineage: Eukaryota; Metazoa; Rotifera; Eurotatoria; Adinetida; Adinetidae.
AUGCCGUCGAUAAAAACUAAUAAUUUCAAUAAGCAGAAGACCAAGUUACAGGAAUACGAUGAGUAUCCAGAUGAAUACGCUUGCGUUUUUGUCAAUAAUCUUUGUCUCCCGGCAUAUGUAACUGAGGAUACUAUGAAAUUUUGCAAACAAAUUGUUCCUAGAGUAGGCGACAUCUGUUUUGUUCACUAUCCAAAGUCGGGUGGAACUUGGCUUUCUUACAUACUAAGUUUUCUCAUAAAUGCUGGUGUUACCCCAACAGAAGACUUCUUAAGCAAUCAAAUUAUUUGGCCUGAAGCACGUCAUUUCACAAAUCAGGAAUUGGAACAAUUUAAUUCACCUCGUAUCUUUAAAUCUUGUCUGCCAUACGCACAUGCGAUCGCUGGCGGACCGUCUCCGAGAAAUCCACUGAAAUACAUCUAUAUUGCACGUAAUCCAAAAGAUGUAGCAGUUUCAUACUAUUUAUGGGAGUUUGAUAAACCAUGGACAAAUUAUAAAGGAACAUGGGAUCAGUGGUUUAACCGAUUUAUUAAUGGUCAUGUUCAACGUGGCGACUGGUUUGAUCAUAUACUUGGAUGGUAUGAGCAGUCCGAGACAUGCCCAAAUAAUUUAUUAUUUAUAUGGUACGAGGAUUUAUGUCUUAACUUUUCCGCAACAGUCGAAAAGAUUAUACAUUUCUUAGAAUUAAAAUUAACUACUGACAUUAAAACGCUAAUUAGUGAAACUCAAAAAGGAACAGAAUUUAUUUGUAUGAAGAAACGGAACAAUUUAGUUUCCUAUUUAAAAAGCGAUUUCCAAUAUCACAAUGUUGUUAACAAUACAUUCUUCCGUGAAGGCAAAAUUGGUUCAUGGAAAAAAUAUUUUACGACGCAGCAGAAUGAGCAAUUCGACGAAAUAUUUUUUAAACGAACGAAAAAUAAGAACCUCUCCAAUAUCGUUUUUGACUCCGAUACAACAAAAGCUGAAGCUAUCGACUGA